AUGAUAAGAUAUGUGAGACGAAAAUGUUUUGUGGUGAACAAAAGUAAGAUGCUGAUUUAUUUGUGCGCAGUUUUGGUGACUUUUUCGAUUGGAUAUUAUCAUCGACUCAAUUUGGAGCAAUUGGUGAGAUUCUUUUUUCUCGAAAAUUUAGGUCUAGGGCGUGGGAAACUGAGAGCGCUGUGAGACCUGAAGUUUUAGAGCUAUUAGCGCUACAUUUCAAAUUUGAAAAUUUUCUAAUAAAAAUAUGGAAAUUCCGAUUUUUCGCUUCUCAUUUUCUCAAAAUUGCAUUUCGAGGAUAGAAGAACAGCUAAUCUUGCUGUUCUAAACAAGGAAAAUCUAAUAGUGUACGUAACAUUGUCUGAAACUCCCUAUGAAUCUCUGAAAACGCGCUGAGAAAACAAAAAAAAAUAAAAAUUUCAAAUACUGUAGUCUAUUCAAAGGCACACAUUGGAAAUUGUUAACCGCGGUGAGACCAAACCUCACAAACAACUCAUGUUUCUUCUUUUUGUAAUUUUUUUCAUUUCAAUAAUUUUUGGCACUAACAGAAUUGUGAGCUUUUCAACAAAACCACGUGGAAAAAUUGCUGUUUCAAAAAUUAUUAUUUUCAGAACAGUUCGCCCGGGAUAUCUGGCCGGGAAAAAUUCCUUCAAACGUCUCAAGAAAAUGAGGAAAAGAAUCUGGAAAUUUACAAUGUAAGUUGUUUAUUUUCUAAUAAUCUUCUCCCCCAAAACCUGAAAUUUCCAGACGUUCGAAAUUCAUUCUGCAAUUUCUGGUGGCUCAAAACCCGCUCAACCUCAGCCAAAAAGCUGGAAACCACCAUUUUUCAAAACGAAACCCAAGCUGAAAGUGUUUGUCUUGCCAUUUUCACACGUGGAUCCGGGUUGGCUUGAAACUUUUGAGAAUUAUACAUUGAGAACAAAUCAAAUAUUGACAAAUAUGCAUGAUUUUAUGAUGAAAAAAGAGAAUGAAAAGAUGCGAUUUAUGUGGGCUGAAAUGGUGUUUUUUGAAAGAUGGUGGAGUUUGCAGAAGGAAAAUGUUAAGGAAGAUGUUAGAGGGUGAAUUUUUGAAUAGAAAUAUUUGAUGAGAAAAUCUGGGAGGAAGAAAUUGUUUUUGAAAAUGAAAAUCAGUUUGCCACGUGGAAUUUUUGGUAGGGUCACGUGAAUGUUUGAAAUUUAUUUUUAAUUUAUUUAAAAACUCCAAAAUCAGCAAAUUCAGAUUUUGGAUCCCUUCAAAAAAAUUUAACAUUAUCUUCAAAUCUAAAAAUCAUCAAUUUUUCCAGAUUGGUCAAAUCCGGUCGUUUGGAACUCGCUUCUGGCUCUUGGGUUAUGACAGAUGAAGCCAAUGCAUAUUUCCCAGUUUCUGUCGAUAAUAUCAUUGAAGGAAUCAAUUUUGUCCAUGAUAAUUUCCAUCAAAAACCAACCACAAUUUGGUCAAAUGAUCCCUUCGGAUAUUCAAAUUCAGUUCCAUAUUUAUUCCAAAAAUCCGGAAUUAAACGAAAUGUGAUAAAUCGAAUACAUCAUUCAAUUAAAAAACAGCUUCAAAGUCAAAAGGCGAUUCCAUUCAAAUGGCAGCAAUAUUUUUCGAGGGAAAAUGGGAUUUUGACACAUGUUCUGCCUUAUACUCAUUAUGAUAUUUUGAAUAGUUGUGGGCCAAAUGCGGAUAAAUGUUGUCAAUUUGAUUUCAAGAGAAUCACACAUUGGAAUUGUCCAGGACCGGCACCGCAAAACAUUACUCUACAAAAUGUCGCAGAGAAAUCGAAAAUGUUGGUGGAUCAACUGAAAAUUCAAUCUGAUUUGUAUCGUUCGCCGGUUAUUUUAAUGAUGCAUGGAGAUGAUUUUCGAUAUGAUAUGAUUCAGGAAUGGCAUCAACAACAUGAUAAUUUUAUGCCGAUUUUUGAACAUAUUAAUUCUGGAAAUGAGGUGGAGAUCAAAUUUGGGACAUUUACGGAUUAUUUUGAUGCGUUGGAGGAGGAUAUUCACAAAAAUCCGGAAAAUCAACCGCCAGUUUUGGAGGGUGAUUUCUUUCCGUAUAUGUGAGUUUUGAGAGAAAGAAUAAAAAUCUACAGUAUUCCUGGCCUGAAAAUACAUAAAUAUCAUUAUUGAUAAAAUACCGUAAUCAUAUGACAGUAGAUUUUUUUCCAAUAAAAAUGUUCUUCCAAAUUCUAGAAAGUGAUAAUUUGAUUUCCUAUCUGGCUCCAAUUUCUACAGUAUGAUUUUUAAACUCAAAACUACAGUAGCUCUACAGAGUUUUCUUUGAAAAUGAUUUUUUAAAAACUAGAUCACGUUCAUAAUUUUACUUUAACCCGAAAUUUAAAAAUUCAUAAAAAAAAAUAUUUUCAGGUGUGCUCUUGGCGAUUAUUGGACUGGGUAUUAUACAACUCGACCAUUCUAUAAACGGCAAGGCCGCAUUUUACACGUUUGUUUUUCCCCAAAAAUUUUCCCCUAAACAUUUCUCGUUUCCAGAGUCUGUUAAGAACUGCCGAUUUGCUUAUUGCAAUUUCCACCCAAGAUCUGAACAAAGAAGAGAUUUUUGAAAAAAUGAAGAAAGCUCGUCGAACUUUGUCACUUUUUCAACAUCAUGAUGCGAUAACUGGAACUUCGAAAGUUCAUGUGAUGACAGAUUAUUCAAAAUUAUUGCAUGAAAAUAUCAAAGAAGUUCGAACAAUUAUUAGUCAAGUUACGGAAAAUUCAGAAGUUCUGCGAGAAGAGAAAAAUAGUGGAGAUAUUGAAAGUGAUAAAAUUAUCGAAACUGCGAAGGUUAUUAGAGUUUUUAAUCCUUUACCUUAUUCUAAACAAGAUGUAAUCGCUGUGAGAGUUAAGAAUUCGAAUUUUGGUGUGAAAGAUCUGGCAGAAUAUCAAAUCGAACCACGAUUUUUGGAAAAUGGAUCUCAAGAUGGUGAAAGCUUCCUCUUGGUUUUCACAGCAAAAUUAGAAGGAUUAAGUUGGCAUGAGUUCGAGAUUAUUGAAGAAACUAGUAGUACUAAAAUGGCCCAAGUUUCUGAUUUGAAGAUUAUUAGUUCUAAUGAUGUGAGCCUUGAAAAUGAAGAGAUUCAAACCAUCCACAAUAAAUCAUCUGGAGAAAUAUUGGAAAUUUUAAACAAGAAAUCUGGGAAGACUACAAGUUUGAAGCAAUCUUGGAUGACUUAUCCGCGAGCUUUUGGUGGAGCAUAUCUUAUGAGAAUUCAUCAAAAGCCACAAACUCUCAAAGUAUUGAAAAUUAUUGUUGUGAAAGGGCCGAUUCGACAAAGCAUAUAUCAGAUUUAUGAAGAGCCUUCGAUUUUGCAGCGCGUUUCAGUGAACGCAAAAAGUUCGGAGAUUGAUUUAUCUGUGAGAGUUGAUAUAAGGAAAACACAGAAUACUGAAUUGAUGACAAGAUUUGAAGUGGAUUGGAAGAAAGUGCGGAAAUAUACGGAUAGUGUUGGAUUGCAAUUGAUUAGACGGGAAAAUUAUGAUGGGUUGAAUGUUGAGGCGAAUUAUUAUCCAAUGCCAACAUCGGCGGUGAUGGAGGAUGGCAGAGAGAGGUGAGGGCUUUUUUUGGGAAAAUUUUGAAUAAAAUAAACAAAUUUUUCCCAGAUUCACUAUCGCCUCCAAUUUGGAACAUGGCGCGAGAUUUGUUGAAUCUGGAAUUCUGGAAAUCAACAUUGAUCGAAUGUUGAAUCAAGAUGAUGGAAAAGGACUUGGCUCAGAUUCUAAUUCAAUUCCUACUGAUUUAAAACCAGUUGAGAUGGAUUUCAAAAUCCUGAUCGAACCCAAAAACGAACCGAAGCAUCCUUAUUAUUCUACACAUUCUAGUCAAGCUCAGAAAAUGGUUCAAAAUGUGAUUUAUCCUAACUUGAUAGUAUCAUCAGAUAAAAAAGAAACCUCAAAACUGGAUGGGUUUUCAAUUGAACUUCCUUGUGAUUUGCAACUUUUGACGAUUCGGCAGCUUUCUGGGAAUCGUCAAUUUUUAACGAUUUUUAAAUUUUCGACGGUGUCUUGUGAAGAAGAUCUUAAGGUAACUACAAAACAACGUCACCUAAUUAAAAUAGAUGAUUUUUACAGGCCUCACUUCAAAAAUUAUUCAACAAAAUGGGUGUUAAACGGGUACAACGAACUGAUUUGAGUGGUGUGACAAAUAUUGGAGAUGUUCAGGAUGUUCAAGCUUUUAAUGUGAUUUCGAUAGAUGCUUUCGAUUUUUUGAAUCUUGUUUUGUAUUUUUAA
Caenorhabditis angaria is the source of this 4199-nucleotide messenger RNA. NCBI's taxonomy places the organism in Eukaryota, Metazoa, Nematoda, Chromadorea, Rhabditida, Rhabditidae. The record is from the annotation of a GenBank genome assembly.